Polyodon spathula (Mississippi paddlefish) is the source of this 1512-nucleotide messenger RNA. RefSeq names its product syntaxin-1A-like. Lineage: Eukaryota; Metazoa; Chordata; Actinopteri; Acipenseriformes; Polyodontidae. Gene Ontology annotation, cellular component: presynaptic active zone membrane; synaptic vesicle; SNARE complex. Gene Ontology annotation, molecular function: SNARE binding; SNAP receptor activity. The transcript is spliced from 3 exons. Bases 1077 to 1466 code for a protein of 129 amino acids. Gene Ontology annotation, biological process: intracellular protein transport; synaptic vesicle fusion to presynaptic active zone membrane; exocytic insertion of neurotransmitter receptor to postsynaptic membrane. The record is from RefSeq and is a predicted model, not a curated record.
GUAAAUACAGUAGAUGUAGGUCAUGGCGAUCUUUUUUUACUGUUCGCUGUAACAUACCUUUAAUUAUUUAUGAUAUAAUUCUAGUGCUUCCAGCUCAGAGUUUUUCCAGACAGUUGGCUAAGUUGCUGUAAAAGUGUUUAUGGUUUGGGAAAAGGUCCUGUCCCUCUCUGUUAGCUGGUCUUACAAUAUUUGCAUGUAAUACAUAACAGACCCUGCUAUCGAUGUGAUACAGCCAUCGGAAAUGUCUUUAUAUCAGAUAGCUUGUAUCAGAUAGAAAUGAUGUCACAUUAACAUUAGCUGUACUUUUUAAUCAUUCUCGUUUUGCAAUAUAUUCUGAAACAAUGUAUAUGGGGUGCCACUCUGAUCACAUGAGGAGUUGAUCAGCUUUUAUAAUGCAGCACCCUAUACCAUAUUCUAUAUUAAUGGUCUCAGUUUUUAAAAGCCCCAGACUGGCAAUGACAGAGGUAGCUGUCAGCCUGCCAGCAGACGAAGGAUUGGAAUUCCAGACACAGGCGGAAAGGGGCUUGGAUGGAUGUGGAAACAAUGUCCUGUUCCAGCAUUGCUUCAGCUCUGCUCCUCGGCUUUACCUAUCUAUCAGGGCAGACAGUGUCAUUCUGAAAAGAAGGUUUGAGAGAGGAAGUCUGGCUGUUUAAUCGAUUUCUCAGCAAACAGACCCGGCUCAUUGAGUCAGAGCUCAGGUCUACAGGCGAGCUGUGCACUCUGCAGCCACACAUAUCAAGCAAGAAAAGACAUUGUUUCCAAAACCAUUCCACUGCAGUGAUAGCACUGACACACAGAAUAAAAUGCUUUGCAAAAAUGAUCUGCGUUUUAUGACCUGUCUUUCUUUUCUUUCUAUUUACAGCCAAUUACAAGAUGUUAAAUAAAAAAUGAUGUUCAUAUAGUUGUUUUUUUUAAAUGAUGUAUCAGUCCUAAAAUGCUAGGUAACGGUAAACAUUUGGCCAUGGCUGUCUGUUAAAGAAUAUCGAACUGAAACAUUAAAAGCCAGGUUGUACACAGUAUAUUAUAGAUGUAUGAUUUCUGUUUUUCUCAUUUAGCUCCUCAAAGUCACAGAACCCAUGCCACUGUGCCUGUAUUGUGUGUGGCUACGCCCUCUGACCCUCCCUUUCUCCUCCCCCCAGAUCAUCAUGGACUCAAACAUCACAAAGCAGGCGAUGAAUGAGAUCGAGACGCGGCACACGGAGAUCAUCAAGCUGGAGAACAGCAUCCGCGAGCUGCAUGACAUGUUCGUGGACAUGGCCAUGCUGGUGGAGAGCCAGGGGGAGCUGGUGAACAACAUUGAGAAGAAUGUGAUGGCAUCGGUGGACUACGUGGAGCGAGCUAAGGAGGAAACUAAGAAAGCCGUGAGCCUUAAGGGCAGGAGCCGCCGGAAGAUGCUCUUUAUAGGAAUCUGCCUUGCAGUCACGCUAGCGAUUCUUCUCAUUUCCUUGGCGGCUACACUCAGUUAACAAGCAAAGACACCGUCUCCCAAGACCCCAAAAUAAGACUGAAAAU